AUUACAUUGGUUUAUGUGUUUUCCAGGUUGAUCUUCCUAUUAAUCCUUUUAUUUUUGAAAAAUUAGGAUAGCUGCGUAUUUUCCUUACCCAAAUUAUGGUGUUUUAGUUUUUAAAAUGUUUUGGAUUAACUGACUUGACCUUCACUUUUCUGUGAAUUUUUCUGUUGGUUGAUAUGCCUUUCUUCCUCACCAUACUAGAGAAAGGGUGAGGAACAAAAAAGAUGGUUGCUUUCUUAAUAGAUGUGGGGGAUUUGUAUCUAAAAAUAUCUCUUUGGUGUGACUUUAUAAUCUUAAGUACCUUCUGAAAUUUUCUAUGUUUCCUUAUUUUUCAAGUCAUGGGAUUAUAUAGCUGCAUUUGGUUAGGUGCUACGAUCUUUCGCAGGAAACAUGACGGUGACUUAAUUGAUUUACUUUAAAUGUGAAGAAUAUAACCGUAAGUUAAACCAAAACCAGAAAAGGCAUCCGACAUUGUUAAAUAGAAGAGGGAGGGUACCAGUCCGCAGAGGCAGUGGGACUUCUGCGAGCUUUGUGUCCUCUCUUGUACUUGUCAAAGUACAGUUAUUGCUCCUAGCGUUCUAUUGAUUAAUGCACAAGUGGAACUUGAUUGGUUUCGGUUGAUGAGAGUGUGGAAUUGUUGCGGAGACUUAUUUUGAAGCUGGCACAAUGGGUUCUGUAUGUUGUUGUUUGAAUUCUGAGGAUUUUGAAGAUUAUGUGAAUCCGAACAGUUCUGCAUAUAGGGACUGUGCCUGUCUUAAUUGCUUUCUUCAGAACUUUCUAAAUGUGUAUACAUCACUAUUCAGAAGAGGGGAAGUGCAUUCGAUCCCCUCAUCCAUUCAGGGGGCUGCAUCAAUGAAUUCCUCAGCAUCACUUGACAACUCCUUAUCUGACAUGUAUCGUUCGCCUCCAAGGCCCUUGCCUUAUGAUGCUGACCCCAGAUACAUUCGCUUGCAGCGCGAUGGGUUGAUUUCUAGGCGGGAGAAGGGCUCAAGUCACUCUCAUGAGGAGGCUGAACCUCUAAGAAGUGAUACCGAUGCAGAUUCUGAAAGUUUGAGUACAGGAGAAAAAUGGAAUGGCUCUACUUGUGAAGAUGGGUCAAAAGAACAUCGUUCCAAGUCCUCAAUGAAAUUCUCAUCGGCCAAAGCUACAACUGGAAUUGGGAACUUCUAUUCAUCAUCAGAGGACGAGGAUGUUUGUCCAACAUGUCUUGAAGAAUACACACACGAAAACCCAAAAAUAAUAACAAAAUGCUCUCAUCAUUUUCACCUUGGUUGUAUAUAUGAAUGGAUGGAGAGAAGUGAAAGCUGUCCUGUUUGUGGCAAGGUGAUGGUAUUCGAUGAAACGACUUAAUCGCGAUCGAAAAGGUUUGCGUCGUUGAUGAAUCCAACAACUUCGGAAGAGAGAGAACACCAAGGAAGUGAUUUUCAUUGUGAAUACCACAUGUCGAAAAGUGUCAAUUGAUGGUACAUAUAAACUUGAUUUCUGAGAACUUGUGAGUAAAUAUUCAUUCCAUAUGAGUUCUUGCUUUACUGUGGUCAUUGAGCAGUAAUUGUCUUCUGUGGAGUAGAAGGUUAAAUUAUGAUUUAACUUUUCACUU
Messenger RNA from Malus domestica (apple), 1594 nucleotides. Its product is annotated as E3 ubiquitin-protein ligase At3g02290-like. Gene Ontology annotation, molecular function: ubiquitin-protein transferase activity. NCBI's taxonomy places the organism in Eukaryota, Viridiplantae, Streptophyta, Magnoliopsida, Rosales, Rosaceae. The record is from RefSeq and is a predicted model, not a curated record.